AUGGAGUCUACGAAUCGCUUGAGUGCCAUUCAAUUUCUUUUGGUGGUCCAGCGCUGGACGGGACUUCUGAAAUGGAAAAACGACGAAGGAGAUGGCAUUUUAUCCCGGCUUAAACGCAUCUAUCCUUUUGUGUUGCACCUGCCGCUGACUUUUACCUACAUUGCUCUCAUGUGGUAUGAGGCUAUGACUUCUGCCGAUUUCGAGGAGGCUGGUCAAGUCUUGUAUAUGUCCAUAACCGAACUGACAUUGGUCACUAAGCUGCUGAAUAUUUGGUACCGACGAAAUGAGGCAGCUAAUCUUAUAAACAAAUUGCAGCACAACCCUGCUUAUAAUCUAAGAAAUCACAACGAAAUUCAAUUCUGGGAGCGAAAUCAAAAGGACUUUAAGCGCAUCUUCUACUUAUACAUCGGAGGAAGCCUUUUCGUGGCUCUAAUGGGAUAUAUUAGUGUGUUUUUCCAGGAGGAAUACGAGCUGCCCUUCGGAUACUAUGUGCCUUUUGAAUGGCGCACCAGGGAGCGUUAUUUCUACGCCUGGGGCUACAAUGUAGUGGCCAUGACUCUUUGCUGCCUUUCCAAUGUCCUGCUGGACACUCUGGGCUGUUAUUUUAUGUUCCAGAUCUCCAUGCUUUUCAGGCUGAUAGGAAUGCGACUGAGUGCUCUGCGAAAUGCUCCCGAGGAGAAAGCCAGAACUGAGCUGAGAAGGAUUUUCCAGCUGGACGCUAAGGUCCGGCAAUUGACCAGGGAAUGUGAGGUGCUAGUUUCGCCCUAUGUCCUAUCCCAGGUGAUCUUCAGCGCCUUCAUCAUCUGCUUCAGCGCCUAUCGACUGGUGCACAUGGGCUUCAAGCAGCGACCUGGUCUCUUUCUGACCACCGUGCAGUUCGUGGCCGUCAUGAUCGUCCAGAUAUUCCUGCCCUGCUACUAUGGCAAUGAGUUGACCGUCCAUGCCAAUGCUCUCACUGACAGUGUCUUUGCUACUAACUGGUUGGAGUACUCCGUGGGCACCCGCAAGCUGCUCAACUGCUACAUGGAGUUCCUCAAGCGACCGGUUAAAGUGCGGGCUGGGGUGUUCUUCGAAAUCGGGCUGCCCAUUUUCGUAAAGACCAUCAACAAUGCCUACAGUUUCUUCGCCCUGCUGCUGAAGAUGUCCAAGUAAAGUGAGACAUGAGCCAGGA
Molecule: messenger RNA, 1171 nt
Organism: Drosophila rhopaloa
Lineage: Eukaryota; Metazoa; Arthropoda; Insecta; Diptera; Drosophilidae
Gene: Or94b
Product: odorant receptor 94b
Exons: 2
Coding region: 1-1152 (383 amino acids)
Biological process (GO): sensory perception of smell; detection of chemical stimulus involved in sensory perception of smell
Cellular component (GO): plasma membrane
Molecular function (GO): odorant binding; olfactory receptor activity
Source: RefSeq, a predicted model, not a curated record